This is a messenger RNA of Paramecium primaurelia, 452 nucleotides long. Lineage: Eukaryota; Ciliophora; Oligohymenophorea; Peniculida; Parameciidae. The record is from the annotation of a GenBank genome assembly.
AUGCAAUAACCAGAUUUUUCUGAUUGUAAGGAAUACUCCUUAGAAGAAAUGAAGAAUUUCUAAAAUGAAGAAGAUAUACAGAAACUCACUCAAAUUUAAAAAGAGUUGCAUUUAUUAAAGGAUGUUUAAAAUGAAAUCGAUUUACUUGUUUCAAAAAAUGAAGAUCCAUUAGAUAUAAUUUCAGAUUAAACUCAAAAAUCAAGCACAAAUGUUAAUAAUAUAAAAAAAUCAACAGAAUAGGCCUUAGAUGAUACAUUAAAUCUGUAUUUAUUUAUUUAAAAAUUCUAAAUAGAAGAAGCACUAAAAUGACUCUUGCAUUCUCAGGAGUUAUUGGAGCAUUUUCAAUGAUUAAAGGAUUUGGACUUACUAUUGGUGCUGUAGUAGGGGGAUAUAUAGGUCGAAAAGCAGGCUAAUUAUCAUAAGGAAAUAUUAAAGAAAAAGCUAGUGAUUGA